Boleophthalmus pectinirostris (great blue-spotted mudskipper) is the source of this 1104-nucleotide messenger RNA. It is a transcript of the gene rpf2, whose product is annotated as ribosome production factor 2 homolog. The record is from RefSeq and is a predicted model, not a curated record. Gene Ontology annotation, cellular component: nucleolus. Gene Ontology annotation, molecular function: rRNA binding. Gene Ontology annotation, biological process: ribosomal large subunit assembly; maturation of LSU-rRNA from tricistronic rRNA transcript (SSU-rRNA, 5.8S rRNA, LSU-rRNA). NCBI's taxonomy places the organism in Eukaryota, Metazoa, Chordata, Actinopteri, Gobiiformes, Gobiidae. The transcript has 10 exons. The coding region runs from base 131 to 1051 and encodes 306 amino acids.
ACACAGCACACAGUGAACUGUCAUAGGCAAAGAAGAUAUCAGCUUGACACUUCCGGGAGACUCACGUGUGGAAGCUACGGCGUUUUUUGUUUUUUUUUUCUUUAAUAACUCGGGAACAAACGAUAUAAAAAUGACACAGUUGGACGGCAUUACGAAACCAAAGACAAAACGUUCCAAGCGUUUUUUGGAGAACAGAUUACCCAAACUGAGUGAGGACCUGAAGAGUGCCAUGAUUAUGAAAGGAGGGAACACAAGCGAGACGGUCACACAGGCUCUGAAAGAUGUGUAUUCCUUAAAGAAACCCAAUGCUGUGCUGUAUAAGAAAAAAAACAUAACUCGACCAUUUGAGGACUCCACAUCAUUGGAAUUUUUCUCCAAAAAGACGGACUGCUCUUUGUUUUUAUUUGGCUCACACAACAAGAAGAGGCCCAACAACCUUAUAUUUGGUCGUAUGUUUGACUUUCAUGUUUUAGACAUGGUUGAACUUGGGAUUGAGAAGUAUGUUCCACUAAAACAAUUUAAGGCGGAGACAUGCCCCGAAGGCACAAAGCCCAUGCUCGUAUUUGCAGGAGAAGCCUUCAGCAUGGAUUCUGAACUCAAGCGUCUCAAGAGUUUGCUCAUAGAUUUCUUCAGAGGUCCUAAGGUGGAUGGAGUGCGUCUAGCAGGAUUGGAGCAUGUGCUACACUUCACUGCAUUAGAUGGCAGAAUCUACAUGCGCAGCUACAGAUGUAUGCUGAAAAAGUCAGGCUGUCGCACCCCGAGGAUUGAAUUGGAAGAGAUGGGUCCUUCAAUUGACUUUGUUAUGAGAAGAACACACCUGGCCUCAGAACAGCUCUACCAAUUAGCUCUACGGCAACCCAGAGCUCUAAAGCCUAAGAAAAAGAAGAAUAUUUCCCAUGAUGUGUUUGGCACCAAGUUUGGUCGUGUGCACAUGCAGAAGCAAGAUUUGUCCAAACUUCAAACACGGAAGAUGAAGGGUCUAAGGAAAAGGAGGGGUGAGACAGGAGCCCAAGACGAGAGUACAGCCCCAAAAGUCCUUAAAGAGAGCUGAAGUCUCAAUUGACAUGCAAUUCUGUGGAUGACAAUAAACUGAAUUUAAACUUU